Molecule: messenger RNA, 666 nt
Organism: Saccostrea cuccullata (small rock oyster)
Lineage: Eukaryota; Metazoa; Mollusca; Bivalvia; Ostreida; Ostreidae
Exons: 4
Coding region: 1-654 (217 amino acids)
Source: RefSeq, a predicted model, not a curated record
AUGGCGUCGGGCGGUAAAGACCACAUGGUACACAUACAGAUAGACGGGCAAUACUGUUUGUUGGACGAGAGUUUGGCAGCAAUUUUUCUGUCAGAAGAUGGUGAUCCAGAGACAAAAAGGGCCAUCAGGGAGGCAAUGCGUGCAUCAACUUCAGGGGAAUCAACUUCUUUCAGCGGAUGUGAGAUCCCCAGGCCUUCAGAGUCACGCUCAGCUUCACCGGAAUUUGUAUCUGGCCGUUCUACACCCUCCAGUGUCUCAACUUCCAGCUCCGACUCACAGAGUACAAUGCACGUGUGGACGGAGAAUGAAGAAAAAUGUUUAAUUGAUUUAAGGCUACAGAGAGAGGAGAAGUUUACAGGCACAAAAUCUCAUGACUCAUUAUGGGGAGAAAUAGCAAAUGAAAUGAAAAAAAAUAAUAUCCAAGUUUCCAAAACACAAUUGAUCAAUAAAUGGAAGGCAUUGAAAAAGAAAUACAAGGAAAUAAAUGAUGAAAAUAACAAAACUGGCAAUAAGAAACAUUCCUGGAAAUAUUUAGAUCAGUUCAGCGAGGUCUAUGGCAAUAAGGCCUCCACAAAGGUAGCCAUUUCCUUUGACACAGGACGCCCUAGAGAAAAACUCAAAAUCGACAGAGCAUUGGACAAGGAUGAAACAUAGUUCCUGAAGAAG